Molecule: messenger RNA, 1595 nt
Organism: Eutrema salsugineum
Lineage: Eukaryota; Viridiplantae; Streptophyta; Magnoliopsida; Brassicales; Brassicaceae
Product: protein disulfide-isomerase 5-2
Exons: 6
Coding region: 96-1418 (440 amino acids)
Biological process (GO): response to endoplasmic reticulum stress; protein folding
Cellular component (GO): endoplasmic reticulum
Molecular function (GO): protein disulfide isomerase activity
Source: RefSeq, a predicted model, not a curated record
CUUCAAAGUGGUGGGCCGGCAACGAUUUCUUUGAGCGAUUCAAUUCCCGUUGGACUUUAUUUGGGCCCGAUUAUUGAUAAUCUUCUUCCAUCGAGAUGCGUUCGUUAGCUCUGGUUUUUUGUUGGACCUCGUUUUCGGCCUUAUCAGUUUCACUCUCUGCUUCUUCAUCGGAUGAUCAAUUCAACGUCAACGGAAAAGUACUGGAACUCACUGAUUCCAAUUUCGACUCGGCGAUUUCCACUUUCGAUUGCAUCUUUGUCGAUUUCUAUGCUCCAUGGUGUGGUCACUGCAAGCGUCUUAACCCCGAGUUAGAUGCAGCUGCUCCUGUUCUUGCUAAACUGAAGAAACCUAUCGUCAUUGCGAAGCUGAAUGCUGACAAAUAUUCUCGUCUUGCACGGAAGCUUGAGAUCGAUGCGUUCCCGACACUCAUGCUCUAUAAUCAUGGAGUUCCAAUGGAGUACUAUGGACCGAGGAAAGCUGAUUUGCUCGUCCGUUACUUGAAAAAAUUUGUCGCUUCAGAUGUUGCGGUUCUUGAGUCAGACGCAGCUGUCAAGGAUUUUGUUGAAGAUGCAGGGACUUUCUUCCCCGUGUUUAUUGGAUUUGGCUUGAACGAGUCGUUGAUAACAGCGUUAGGUGCAAAGUAUAAGAAAAAGGCAUGGUUUGCUGUUGCAAAGGAUAUCUCAGAGGAUGUAAUGGUUUCCUAUGAUUUCGAUAAGGCUCCUGCAUUAAUAGCCAAACAUCCAUCGUACAAUGAGCGUAGCGUCUUCUAUGGGCCAUUUGAAGAUGGUUUCUUGGAGGAUUUUGUAAAACAAAAUUUUCUUCCUCUGGUUCUGCCAAUUAACCAGGACACCUUGAAGCUGCUGAAAGACGAUGAGAGAAAGAUGGUGUUGACAAUUGUGGAAGAUGAAACUCACGAAAGCUUGGGGAAACUGAUCAAAGCACUGAGAGCAGCUGCUUAUGCCAACCGCGACCUUGUUUUUGGCUACGUAGGUGUGGAGCAAUUUGAAGAAUUUGCAGACUCGUUCCAUGCAGACAAGAAAGCAAAGCUGCCUAAGAUUGUUGUGUGGGACGGCGAUGAGGAGUAUGAUGAGGUGAACGGUAUAGAAACUAUUAGCCACGAGGAAGAUCAUUUGACUCAAGUUUCCAGGUUUCUAGAGGGAUAUAGAGAAGGAAGAACAGAGAAGAAGAGAAUCAAAGGACCAUCUUUGAUGGGAUUUAUCAACUCAAUGAUCGGGAUUAGAUCAGUGUACAUCAUUGUGUUCUUGGUUGCUGUCAUUAUGAUGCUACGAAGCCUUGGUCAAGUAGAGGAACCCGCUCGAGCCAGGACUUCUGAAGCUGCCUGUGAACGAGUUGAUCAGACCACUAGUGUCUCUCAAGGUGAAACCAGUGAGCAUAAACCCAGAGACAAAGAAGACUAGUUUUGCUAUACUUUAUUUUAUUUUACUUUUGAUCUUAGCCAGAAGAUAACUUAAAUAAUUCACAGUUUUCUAUAUUAUUGUUAGUCUUUUUUUUUUUUUUCGGAUCAUUGUUUUUGUUGAACCAUAUCUAAACCAAUAAUUAUUGCAUUUUAAUUAAGAAUCAUAUUGUUUCUUUUA